Molecule: messenger RNA, 3090 nt
Organism: Peromyscus eremicus (cactus mouse)
Lineage: Eukaryota; Metazoa; Chordata; Mammalia; Rodentia; Cricetidae
Gene: Tmem64
Product: transmembrane protein 64
Exons: 3
Coding region: 207-1349 (380 amino acids)
Source: RefSeq, a predicted model, not a curated record
GGCUGGCUCAGCGGGCGCGGGGUCCGGCCAGACUCGACGGGCUCCCGGUGGGACCGCUUCGCGACGGCCGCUCGCCGCCCUUCCCCGGCCGUUCCGUCCCCGCAAGCGGACGCAGGGAGCUGAGGCCCGGCGUGCGGGGUGCCAUGGAAGGCCGCAGGCAGGCGGACGCGGCGGCAGCGGAGACACUGACCGGCUGAGGCCGAGGCAUGUGGAGUCCCGGCGGGAGCCUGCUCCACACCCUGCCCCGGGCCUUGCAGCACGCCGGUCGGCUGGGCGGCGCGGAGCAGCCCGGCCGCUGGGCACCGGAGCGGACGGUGGGCGGGGACUGCCCCGAGGACCGCCUUCCCCGCGGGGGCGGGGCCGGCGCGGCUGCAGCGGCGGCGGCGGCCUCCGGCGCCCUGCUCGGCGCCUAUCUGGAGCGCCACGGUCCGCCCGCGGCCUCGGACUUGCCGGCGCCUGCCGGGGCGUUGGCGGGCGGCCCCGGGAGCGGCGGCGGCGGCGUGGUGGUCGGGGUGGCCGAGGUGAGAAACUGGCGGUGCUGCUGCCUCGGCAGCACCUGUUGGUGCCGGAGCCUCGUGCUGGUGUGCGUGCUGGCCGCCCUGUGCUUCGCUUCCCUGGCCCUGGUCCGCCGCUACCUGCAGCAUCUCCUGCUCUGGGUGGAGAGCCUCGACUCGCUGCUCGGUGUCCUGCUCUUCGUCGUGGGCUUCAUCGUGGUCUCCUUCCCCUGCGGCUGGGGCUACAUCGUGCUCAACGUGGCGGCCGGCUACCUGUACGGCUUCGUGCUAGGCAUGGGGCUCAUGGUGGUGGGCGUCCUCAUCGGCACCUUUAUCGCUCAUGUGGUUUGCAAGCGGCUGCUCACCGCCUGGGUGGCCGCCAGGAUCCAGAGCAGCGACAAGCUGAGCGCCGUUAUCCGCGUCGUGGAGGGAGGAAGCGGCCUGAAGGUGGUGGCGCUGGCCCGGCUGACUCCCAUACCUUUUGGGCUUCAGAAUGCAGUGUUUUCGAUUGCUGACCUUUCUUUACCCAACUAUCUCAUGGCAUCUUCAGUUGGACUGCUUCCCACUCAGCUUCUCAACUCUUACCUGGGUACCACCCUGCGGACAAUGGAAGAUGUCAUCGCAGAACAAAGUGUUAGUGGAUAUUUUGUCUUUUGUUUACAGAUUGUUAUAAGCAUAGGCCUCAUGUUUUAUGUAGUCCAUCGAGCUCAAGUGGAACUGAACGCAGCUAUUGUAGCUUGUGAGAUGGAACUGAAAACCUCUCUGGUUAAAGGCAGUCAGCCAGAUCCCAGUGGCUCUUCCUUCUACAACAAGAGGACCCUCACGUUUUCUGGAGGUGGAAUCAAUAUUGUAUGAUUCUUACAAACUGGUUGUCAAGAGCCUAGUAUGCUGUAUAGGCCUAGCAGUCACUUGCCUAGUGGCAGAUACGAGUGCUGUUGCAUUAUGGCACAAACAAAACUGACUAGUUUUUAAAUUGCACAAUUUUCUAAAAGCAAGAAUCAUUUUCUGAGUCUGUAAAUGUAAAUGUAGAUGCAGCUUUGGCUGCCCCUUGUUAUACCUGUAAUGCCUAUAGGUGUGCACUUUAGUGUUGUUGAAUGGUUUUAUUGCUGGGACUUAUGAACAGAGAAAUAACCCAAAUAUUUUUUCUGUUUAGUAUCUUUAUUUAUAAAGCUCAUGAAUAGUUUUGUACAUCUGUCUUUAAAGAUGAGUAAAAGUAAGCAGUUCUAAAUGUGUCAUUACUGGAUGUUCUUUGCUUAGGUAGUCUUUCCAGAAGGAGUAAACUGUUUGUUUUUCAGGUUUUGUUUUGUUUUGUUUUUGUUUUUAUUGUUGUUGUUCCCUUGUCUGUUUUAAGUAGGACAACUUUGCUUCAUUUUCUUUGCUUGUAAGAAAAUAGAUAUAUUUCAGUUGAAUGUAUGUUAUCAAGCAUUAUGUCAUUGUGGGCCUUUUACACCUUUUCAUACAAGCUUAAAUCCUACAUUGUGGGACUGAAGUGCUCUUAAGAUUCCUUUUUAUUUUCACUGUGUAAUAUGCAAAGCAAAAGGGAAAUUAUUCAGGGGUUGGUGGCUCAAAGGUAGAACCCACAUUCUUACUUUAUUAUAUUUGUUUCACCCUCUAGACCUCAUCAAAGGGCUGUCUGAUAGCAUUCUUACUAAACCAUUUUCCAUUUUUGUAUUGAUAAUUAGGCUUUGAAAUAAGUGUACUAUUCCUACAAAAUGGUGGGCUUACCAUCUUUGAAAUUGUCUUUCAGGUGGCCUUGUUUAGUCAAAACGCCUUGUUAAAAAGAACCAAGCUUUAAAAUCAUGUUUAUAGUUCCAUUAAAGUACUUAUAUAUUUGUCCCCAUAGUCUUCAGCUUUAAAAUUAUAAACAUAAUAUUAACUAAUGCCCAUGUUUGUGUUAUCUGUUGUGUUAUUGCUGCUUUGUUUGGGGCUUUGGUGUUCCUUUUCCCUGGGAAGACUCAGGAACUCUGAAAUGUGAAAUUGUCUCAGUUCUUUUCUUGUAGCGUGUGUGUUUACUAGCAGCACUUAGGGCUGUAGAAUACAGUCAUCCAAUGUGACUCAUAUGGCGCGCAUUCAUUAAUCAGCUUUACUUUUAAAAUAGUUUAAUUACAAACUUAAUGGCUAGUUGAUCUUGUUUGUUAUGAAUGAGAUUGUAGAGAUAUGGUAACAUUUUCUGUUAAGUACUUCAUUUUUCUGACUUUUCAACGUAUCAAAGCUCUCUCCUCUGCCUUUUCCUUGCAGUAAAACCUUUGCCCUGGUUACUGCUGACCCACAGAGUAAUCCUUUGCAAGCAGAUUUUUCUAGUCUUCCGCUAGAGAUGAAUUCGAACAUGUUUGUAUCCACGAUUUUUGCCCUGUUCCGGUUGUUUCCCUUCCCUCACUGAUACAAAAGUUCCUUUGCCUUUGAGUAGCAGUAGAAGACCAGAGAACUAUGAUGAAAAGCAUUUGGUCUACAGCGCAUGAUUGGCCUCCAGAUCUUGUCUGUUAUUGGUAGAAAAAUAACUAUAUAUACUUUUGAGUCCCCAUUGCUAUUUAGUUUUAAAUUUUAUUUUAGUUUAACCAUCCAAAUAAAGGAAAUAUUUGAUUUAUUCUUUUCGGUA